AUGAGGAUCGUUUUCAAUACCUUUCUUGCGAUUCUGGCACUUGUUGUCCCAUCUAUCGCCUAUGGACCUUUUGAGAUUCGAAAAUUCGAAUACUACGUUUCCCAGUCCCCGUCGAGAGUAUCAUACUCCAGUUUCACAUUUUAUGAAGGCGUAACGCAAACAUCCACAGAAUGCAAAUACAAGGCUCCACGCAGCUACAACGUUGACGAAAGUUCGAGCCCACUACCCACAAAUUUUACCGUCUGCAGUAAUCCGGACGUGAAAUGGAAAUAUCAAGUUGAAGGACAAAUAAUAUCUGUGGAGUUUGGUUAUUGGGCAGCACCUAUCGAAGGGUAUGAAAAAGGACCUAUCCACCCUCUAAGAAAGAAGUGGAACUUUUAG
Molecule: messenger RNA, 381 nt
Organism: Orbilia oligospora ATCC 24927
Lineage: Eukaryota; Fungi; Ascomycota; Orbiliomycetes; Orbiliales; Orbiliaceae
Exons: 1
Coding region: 1-381 (126 amino acids)
Source: RefSeq, a predicted model, not a curated record